This is a messenger RNA of Notothenia coriiceps (black rockcod), 1869 nucleotides long. It is a transcript of the gene blcap, whose product is annotated as bladder cancer associated protein. The record is from RefSeq and is a predicted model, not a curated record. The coding region runs from base 177 to 440 and encodes 87 amino acids. NCBI's taxonomy places the organism in Eukaryota, Metazoa, Chordata, Actinopteri, Perciformes, Nototheniidae. The transcript has a single exon.
AUGACCUGACGACAUCUGGCUCCCUCCAUCAUCCAAGCUCUGUCGGGUAGGACAACUCUCCCACAUCUUCAGAGAGUGCUACAUCCUCAUUUUCCAAAGACCUCCAACACCCCGGGAUUAACCGGUCCCAGCCCCACAGAGACCCUCUGCCAACCCGCUUCACAAAAAAAUUGACAAUGUAUUGCUUACAGUGGCUACUUCCUGUGCUGCUCAUCCCCAAGCCGCUGAACCCAGCGCUGUGGUUCAACCACUCCAUGUUCAUGGGCUUCUACCUGCUCAGCUUUCUGCUGGAGAGGAAGCCCUGCACCAUCUGUGCCUUGGUCUUCCUCGCUGCCCUCUUCCUCAUCUGCUACAGUUGCUGGGGCAACUGCUUCCUGUACCACUGCCAGGACACGGCACUGCCGGACAGCGCCCAUGACCCGGCGAUUGUCGGGACUUAGGAGCGGAGAGAGAUAUCGGAAAGGGGAAUGGGGGGUGCAAAGGGUGAUGAGGCGUUGCUUGGGAAAGAUUUUGCCAUGCUGUAAAUGGGGACAGGCUACACUUCUAGGGGUUUGAGAGCAGUGUAGAAGAGAUGUUAGAGGACUGCGGGAUGGUAAUACUGCAAAUACAGAUGGCCCUCGGACAAAAGCGGUAUUGAGGAAGAAAAGAGCCAGUUUGGGUAAAUUAACAGGGGCUCAACAGACUUGAACUUGAGGAGGAGAGGAGGGAUGCCAGAGGGGACAAUAUGGAAACUUUUAUGUAACAGGAAAGGAAGUCGUGGCGUCCAAACUUGGAAUGCUAAGCAAAGAACAUGACUGAACUUGAGGAAAGAAGCGUUUCACUUUCAUUCAGCAUUUGAAUGAAAAUUAGACAAUAAAUCCACCACAUGUUAACUUAAAGUCACCGCUGUGUUUCAGUAUCCCGGUUCCUUGCUUCCGGUAUUCUUGUUUACUUCCAUCAUUGCUCACGGGAGAAGUUGUUUACUUCAUUCUGACGCGUCAUCUUUUUAAAAUAAACUGCCAACAUUCACUUAAUCGUACUGAAAGGGUGUUUUCACUGGCAGCCACGCUUGCUUUACAGUAACCAUACUUUGUACACCAGGUAGUGUUAAAGAAUGGUUGACAUGUUGGCCACAGGCUUUACAGGAACAGGACAAACAUGCUUCUCACAGUCAAACCUGACCAAACUGUCGCCAUUUUUGCUCUGCACACUUUCCUGAACAAAGUGUGCACACAGACACUGGACAAUCAAUAACUAUGCUGUGAAUAAUUCCUCCUUUGCCGCAUCGCCACGCAAACACACCUCAGAAGGUGUACGACUGCUGAGAUACUAUGUUCUCCAGCUGCCCCUCUUCAUCCUCAUCUCCGCCUCAGAUCGAACGUGCCCUGCUGCCAGACCUCUAUUUUUAUUUUUAUUGUGCAUGGGUUGCUGUUAUUUUGUUUUGUUCAAGAAAUAAGUUCACACAUUUUAAUCAAUUCAAUUCAGAAAAAAUGCUGAACGUUUCCAAAGGGUAGAAUAAUCUGGAUGUGUGGAGAAUGUGUGUAUGAAAUAAAAUGUGUGAUAGGUGUUUCUUUUUUGUGAUCAUGAUAAGCGUUAUAAAGGGGCGAUACACAAGGUGACAGUAAUGCGUGUUUCAGUGUCAAAAAGCAAUACAGAGUGCUGGGAAAUGAAAAUUCUCACUGACAGGUUUAUUGGUAAUUGCGCUCUCAGUAAGAAGGUUCCCUUGUGUCUCACUGCUGUAAGUGUUAUGUUUAGCUGUCAGGCUAAGGUGUUCAUACUGUGUUCCUAUUAGUGUGUGUGUGGCCUCCUGUCGCAGUCCUCAACAUGCUCACUGCUACAUUAUUGCUUUGGUUUUAAUUUAAAUAAAGUUUUUCCUUUCAACAUGUUAAA